AUGACCGUCGCUGAGCACAUUCUUGUGUUGGUUGUAUUGGCGUUUGUCGGUGUUUCUGGGAACAUGUUUAACCUCAUUUUCACCAUACAGCAGCACUUAAAGUCUAAGAACAUCCAGACUGUUGGUUUGAUCUUAAGCAUCAUCUCUGUCAACAAUAUUGUCUUGGUCAUCGUCGUUCUCAUGUUGGUGUUGAGCGUCUUUAUUGUUCCAACUAUCUGGUGCAUAAGGCCAUAUCCUUUUUUUCUCCGCACUGUGAUAUAUCUAAUGUUGAACUGCAGUUGUAUCAGCUUCUGGAGCAUCGCUUGGCAAAGUCUCUUUUACUGUGUCAAAGUUGUGAACUUCUCCUCUGAGUGCCUCAUAUCACUGAAGAGGAACAUUUCCACCAUCAUCAACACCGCAGUGCUGCUGAGUUGCUCUGGUUUCUCAGUGUUCUUUUCACCGAUUUUCACGCUCGACCUCCCGGCAAUAGACACUAGCAAUGUUUCUACAAACUACAGCCUGAACGCAACUCUGAACGCAACCUGCCCGAACCCAACCUUCUUUGUGAAAAUUGACAAAAUGGCGUAUGCGGCUGCCAGUCUGUUUAUUCUCUGCCCCAUUCCCCUGAUGAUCAUGUUGCCCACCUCUCUCAGAAUGGUGGUCCACCUGUGCGCCCAUACGCUGGCACUCCGGAAGAACCAGACGCAGGUGCAGGGUUCCGACUCGUACGUCCUGGUGUGCAAGCUCACCAUCUCCUUGGUGGGGGUUUAUCUGACCACUUUAUUUAUUGUGUCUUUAUUCAUGAUUAUAAGGUUUAUGGAGGGAACUAUCACCUACCUCACUUUAGCUUUUGCCUUUAGUUUUUAUGGUGGCAUGUCGUCUGUCAUUCUGACAGCUUCAAACAGGCAUCUCAAAGAGAAGCUCUGGAUGUUCUGUUGUAGGAAAGCACAGGAACCAACUACCAAAAGCCAGACAUGUGAAACAGUGGACGGUUGA
Triplophysa rosa is the source of this 975-nucleotide messenger RNA. RefSeq names its product taste receptor type 2 member 40-like. The record is from RefSeq and is a predicted model, not a curated record. The transcript has a single exon. Gene Ontology annotation, biological process: sensory perception of taste; G protein-coupled receptor signaling pathway. Bases 1 to 975 code for a protein of 324 amino acids. NCBI's taxonomy places the organism in Eukaryota, Metazoa, Chordata, Actinopteri, Cypriniformes, Nemacheilidae. Gene Ontology annotation, molecular function: G protein-coupled receptor activity. Gene Ontology annotation, cellular component: membrane.